CGUUUUUUGAGCGGUACAAGUUUUGCAAUUGUUGACUGAGUCAGAGUGUCACGGGGUAGUACUGUGACACUGGUUUUGUUGACUUCCAGUUCUCCUUUGACAAAGUACUGAUUUGAAUCCAGUUUUGAGCGCUGCGUUGUUUGCCAAUCAUCAAUAAAUCAGAAGAAUAUUUGAGCGCUAAACGUUAUCUAAGUUAAUGGCGAUAAGUGAAGACGACUGGGACGUGUGUCAGUAAUUAAAGGUUUGAACUCUUACUAAUCGAGGAGUAACCUAAGCCAUUAAAUUGGUUGAGAAUGGCAAGCAGAAGGGAUGCCAAUGAGAGCACCCCUCUUCUGGACUCAGGUUCUGGGAACAGACAUUCACCACCAUCUGUUUUCCAGGGAAGAAGAGGAGCAUGCGCAGCCAUCCUGUUGGCUGAAUCUUUAGAAAGGAUUGCAUUCUAUGGCAUCACAUCCAAUCUGGUCCUUUUUCUCAAUAGUAGUCCCUUUUAUUGGGAGGGUACUCGGGCAAGCCAGGGUUCGCUGAUAUUCAUGGGAGUUACCUACCUGAUUUCGCCAUUUGGAGGCUGGUUGGCAGAUGCAUUCCUUGGGAAAUUCUGGACAAUUGCUUCAAGUUUGAUCCUAUAUCUUAUUGGCAUGCUAUUUUUCCCUUUUAUUUCAAAUGAGAACACCAGGAUACACCUAUGUGGAGAAGAGAUGGCAUUUCCUGUGCAACCUGCUGAAUGUAUGAGCACAAACAGUACCCCACCUAGCAAUGUAACCUGUCCCGUUCGUGCCUCAUAUUGUGGCACUGCUGUCUACAGUGGACUUUUUCUAAUUGCAUUAGGUGUGGGUACUGUGAAGUCCAACAUCACUCCUUUUGGGGCAGAUCAGGUGAAAGACAGAGGACCAGAGGCCACGCGCAGAUUCUUCAACUGGUUCUACUGGUGCAUCAACCUAGGAGCUAUUCUGUCUCUGGGUGGUGUGGGCUACAUCCAGCAAAAUAUCAGCUUUGUGUAUGGCUACAUCAUUCCAACAGUGUGUCUUGGAGUCUCCUUCCUGGUCUUUCUCCUGGGCCGAACCGUCUUCAUCAGCAAGCCCGCUGAUGGCAGCACCUUUACGGAUAUGUUUAAGAUUCUGAACUUCGCCUUAUGGUCCCAGAAACCCAGGGAACCUAGUCUGCUCCAAAAAAAACCAACACUGCUAGACAGUGCCAAAGUGACCUAUGGAGGAAAAUUUCCAGAAGAGAAAGUAGAGGACGUGAAAUCUUUGUUGAAAACCCUCCCGGUUUUCUUGGCCCUUAUCCCAUACUGGACUGUAUACUUUCAGAUGCAGACAACAUAUGUCCUGCAGGGCCUCCAUCUGAAGAUCCCUGGUACUGCUUCGAACUUCACUACUGAUGCCCAACAGAUGACGUUCCGUUUCCCCGCCGCCUGGCUCACCAUGUUUGAUGCAGUGCUCAUCCUUAUGCUGAUUCCCCUAAAGGACAAAGUGGUGGACCCCAUCCUAAAACGCCAUGGCCUGCUGCCAUCCUCUCUGAAGAGGAUUGCAGUGGGGAUGUUCUUUGUGAUGUCAUCAGCUGUGGCAGCAGGUAUUUUGGAAACCAAACGUUUGGAAAUCGUCAAAUCUUUUGGUACCAUUGACCAGGUGCUUGGCAACGCUAUCUACUACGCAGCAGAUCUACCCAUAUGGUGGCAAGUCCCUCAGUAUGUGCUAAUAGGAAUCAGCGAAAUCUUUGCCAGCAUUGCAGGUCUGGAGUUUGCCUAUUCUGCAGCCCCCAAGUCCAUGCAGAGUGCCAUCAUGGGGCUCUUCUUUUUUUUCUCUGGGGUUGGCUCCUUCGUAGGCUACGGUUUGUUAGCUCUCGUCUCCCUCAAGGAGAUUGGCUGGAUGUCAUCCCACAAAGACUUUGGUAAUAUCAAUGACUGCUCUCUGCACUACUAUUUCUUCCUCCUGGCGGGGAUACAGGGUGUCACCUUGUUGGUCUUCCUUAUUGUCUCUGUCAAGUAUGACAAGCAGAAGGCCAGAGCAGGAAGCCAAAGGCAGAGACACACCUCCUCCUGACCUCACACUCCAUGUCCUCCUCACCACACCUGCCUUUUCCAGUCGUAUAUCACGCAGUGGCCUAAGACCCUGUUUAAUAGAUACAUGCUAAUCAAAUGCUACAGAAGUUUGGGUUACCUCAUAUGUUAUCCUGUCAUGACUGUAUAUAUCUUAUCUGUGUUUGUUUUAGCUUUUAAGCAGGGAUUCUUUAUUAUUAUUUUUACAUCACUGCCUGGAUGUGCAGGUACCACAGAGUAUAGCCAUAUUUGAAUAGUUUCUUCUGUGUUCUCUUACUCCUGUGCGUUUACUCUUGUUGCCUUUCAUUGAUCAUUUGCACUUGACUUGAGGAGUGGUAGCAUAGUUUCUAAUUUUCAAAUUACGAAGAAUUGGAAUUUUACUUAGUUUUCUAACAGUCUUGUAUUUGGACUGACUUUUUUUCUAAGCAUUUUACCAACUCGGCUAUGAUACAUCAGUAUUUAGUCAAACUUCCCCUGUAAAUGGUUUCUGAAAUUCUAGUGCAGUAAAUGUACUUGAAUGUCAGCAUUAUUUCUUGGUUACCCCUGUUGGGCCUCUAGAGAGCUUCAAAUGCAGACACAGCAACAUAGGUGUAAUCACAUUGAAUGGAAGAUUAAUUAGUGUAAUUAAUGUAGGGGGUAAUUUAAUGUUUAAGUGUUGUUGCAGAUUCCCAGAAAUGAUUGCUGUUAAUGCUGAGAGACAAUAGGGCAUUCAUUAGCAGUUUGUAAUAGAACACAAUUAGAUUUCUAUCUGACCUAUCGAAAAUUGAAAUCUAUUGGGAAAAACGUAUUUCUUCUGCCAGUGAUUGCAUACUGUAACUCCAUUUUAUAAAUAUGUUGUACUGUAAAUCCUGAAAGAGCACCAUACAUGAAUAAUAACUCCUUAUGUUAAAAAUAGUUCAUGGCUCCUGUGAAGCUUCAGUGUUUGUUUUUUGUUUGUUUUUUUUUAUUUUUUCUGGUCAAGCUGCAAAGCCACACGCCUACGUGACAAACAACCUUCAGCUUAACAAGUAACCUUGAAUGUAGCUUUUAAAAUAUGUACAGCAUUAAUGCUCUAAUAAUGAUUAAAAGGGAAAUAGUUCAGGAAUUAAAUCAUAAAACUCACAUUAAAUCACAUAGACAGUAUUUCUAUAUUUAUACUUUCUUAGCAAUAUAAAUCAUAGCUUUGACAUUAUUUGUCAAUCUUUCCCAUUGAUAUCAUGGCUUUGCAGCUUUGCCAAAAAAUCUUGAACACAAUGUUUGUUUUUUUUUGUUUUAGCUUUAUACUGUUAAAAAUUGUGCGUGUUUCUUUAAUCCUCAGAAUAAGGAGAGCACAAAGUACAGCAUUUUAUUAGAUCAAGAAAC
Monopterus albus (swamp eel) is the source of this 3376-nucleotide messenger RNA. It is a transcript of the gene slc15a4, whose product is annotated as solute carrier family 15 member 4. The record is from RefSeq and is a predicted model, not a curated record. Gene Ontology annotation, cellular component: membrane. The transcript is spliced from 9 exons. Gene Ontology annotation, biological process: transmembrane transport; oligopeptide transport. Gene Ontology annotation, molecular function: transmembrane transporter activity. Bases 294 to 2039 code for a protein of 581 amino acids. Lineage: Eukaryota; Metazoa; Chordata; Actinopteri; Synbranchiformes; Synbranchidae.